AUGCCUACUCCUGCUGAAAUCAUCGCCGCACGUGUCAACAACGACGAUUAUAACGGUAACGGCUCUGGUGAAGAUGCUGCUUCUGUUAUUUCGUCUGCUGGUUCUGCUGGUGUAGCUUCUAGUGCUACCGCUCCGUCAAUCGCCGAUGAGUCUGCCUUUCCGGCUCUUGGAGGUAAGAAACUGCCUUCGGUGUCUGGUGUCGUUACUCCGCUGUGGGGCCCUUCCAUGAAGACUCCAGUUUCUGGCUCGGUGUCGCCCACCCCUUUGGCCAAACCUAAGCCUGCUGUUGUUGGCACCAACGGUCACAGAGUCAAGGUUUCAACUAUCCAGGAAGCUUUCUCGCUCGAUGCUGAAGAUCAGUUGAAUGUCGCCAGACUUGACUUCAUCAAGAUCUUGACCACUGUUAAGUCCGAUACCAACACCAACAUCGAGUGCACCACAUCGCAACACACCAAGAAGAGAACCUUCUUGAUCACUGGUAAGCCUGAAGACGUCCGCUUGGCCAAAAGAACCGUCAUCAAGAAGUUGACCAAGCCUGUAGUGUUGUCUUUUUCUGUCCCAGCCAAAGUCAGAUCGAGAAUCAUUGGACCUCAAGGUAAAAACUUGAAACCUAUUAUUCUGGCCAAUGACGUCAAGAUCGAUAUCGGAAAUCCUGAAGAUGAUGUUGAGGAUGAGGAUGAAGACGAAGACGACAUCUUUUCCAAAACUGUGACUAUCACCGUUAGCGGUGACGUUGAAGGAUGUAAGCGUGCCAAGGCUCAGAUCAACGCCAUAGUCAAGGAAGAGACCAAGAACUUGUCUGUCAAGGUCAAGGUCGACGAUCUCGUUAAACCAUUUGCUUCUGUCGCCUUGAACCCUGUUGUGUCCAAGUAUCUGAGCUUAGACAUUAACGUUCCAGAUUACAAGUCCGGUAGCGCUACCAUCUUGAUUGUUGGUGACAGAGAGUUGGCUCUUGAAGCCAAGGCUGAAGUCAAAGACAUCUUGGAUGCUCUUUCUACCAAGCUCACUACUGAAGAGGUUCCAAUCCCCAAGAUCAAACACCAAUUCUUGCCUAUCGGUGCCAUUUUGGAAGAGGACCAUGUCUUUAUCCAGUUACCAUCUGAGGGAGAAGCCAACGUAAAAUUCAUUGGUGAGAAGAAGAAGUUGGCUGCAGCUAAGGAAAAGGCUAGACAGACCACUUCCUCCUACAAGGUUGAAGUUUUGGAUAUGCUGAAGGCCCACAAGGGUAACUUGAAACACGUGAAGGCUGUUGCUGCCUUGUUGAAUCAAAACGGUGUUUUCAAGCAGAUUGCUGGUGAACACGAAGUAAGCAUCAGUGUUCCUUCAACUAAGACUCUCUCUGAUGAAUCUAUUGCUUCCAUCCCGAUUGAGAUCGUUUGUAAAGACGAUGCGGAAAAGAUCAAGACUGUGAGAAAAGCCAUUGUCCAAGUCGUAAACAAGAUUACUCCUGAUCAGACCAAGGUUAUUGACGACAUUGAUGCCUUUUUGAUUGGAAAAGUACCAGAGACUAUCAAGGCUGUAGCCAAGCAGUCGAAGGUAUCGUACGUGAUUUUGGGAAGUAAUAUUACUUUGUUUGCUGAUGAAAAGGAAGCAGAAGAAUCAGAUGAUUUUGACGACUUUGAGUCUUCCGACUCGGUUUCUUUCACAGAGGUUGAAGAAGCCUUGGAUGGCUUGAGAAAAUUGGCUGCUAACUUGGAAUCUGUAGUCUUGAAUGUUCCUUCUAAGGAACAAAGUACUGUCUCCGGUCCAAGAGGUACUACUUUGAAGUCUAUUUUGAAGGGCGUAGAAGCCAACUCUGUUGAAGUUAAAUUGCACCAUGAUGGAAGCAAGUCUAGUGAUGACUCGAUCUACAUCCAUGGUGUCAAGUCUGAAGUAUCCAAGGUAAAGAAGGACGUAGAGGCUGUUUUGGCAGAUGCUCAGGAGUACAAAGACGGCUAUACUGCUACUAUUUCUGUGCCAAGCACGGUUUUAUCCAGAUUGAUCGGAAAGAGCGGAGCCAACUUGAAUGCCUUGCGUGACGAGUUCGGUGUUAAGAUUGAUGUUGCCGACGAAGGUAAGGAAGCUGACUCUAAGGACAAGACUGGCAAGACUGACAUUGUAGUAUCUGGUAUAAAGAGAAACGUAGAAGAAGCCAAGGUAGACAUCCAGCAGUUGUCCAAGAGAUGGGCCGAUGAGACUUUGGUAACUUUGAAGAUCGAAAGCCAGUACCACAGAAGAAUGAUUGGCCAGAGCGGAGUCUAUAUUAAUAGAUUGCAAGACAAAUACAAUGUCAAGAUCAGAUUCCCCAGUGCUGAUGGCAAGACUUCUGACUUUGCCGACGCUCCUAAGUCGAAGGACGAAGUCACUAUCAAGGGUCCUUCUAAGGGUGUAGCUAAGGCCGAAGAGGAGUUGAAGGAGUUGUACAAGUACGAGAAGGAGAAUGGUUUCAAGCAGACUAUUCAGAUUCCCGUCAAGGCUAUUGCCAGAGUCAUCGGUAAAGCUGGUGAGACCAUCAAUGACAUUGCUGACGGUUCUGGUAUUGAAUACAAGUUCAACAGAAACACCGAAUCUGAAGAAUCGUUGGGAUAUGCAGAAGUCGAGUUGACUGGUGCCAAAUCUGCAUUGAAGGAAGCUAUUAACAAGAUCAACGAAAUCAUCGAAGAAAUCGAAAACUUCGCUAGUGUCACCAUCAAGGUUGAUCCUAAAUACCAUCGUGACUUGAUUGGCCAGGCCGGUUCUGUGAUGAAGGAAAUCAUAAGUAAGGCUGGUGGUGAUGACUUACCCAGAAACAGAUACUUCAAGUUAUUGUCGAUUCCUAACGAAGGAUCUGGCUCUGAUGAAGUCACUUCGCAGGGUGACAAAUCCAUCGUCGACAAGGUCAUUGAGCAGGUCAAGAAGAUCAUUGCUACAAAGGAAGCUUCAGUCACUGAGGACUACGAAUUGCCUAAGGAAAAGCACAGGUUGAUCGUUGGCCCAAGCGGUUCGAUCCGUCACUCAUUGCAAGAGGAAUUCGGAGCCUCUAUUGAAAUCCCCAGACCAAACGAUGCAUCUACCAUCAUCAAAUUGUCUGGUUUGCCAGAAAAAAUCGAGGGAUUGAAGACAAAGAUCGCUGAAUUGACCAAGGACGACUGGGUUCUUUCUGUAGAUGUUCCACAAGCCUAUCAUGCAUUGGUUAGUGAAAAGGGUGCCAUAUUCAAGAAGUUGAAGUCCGACUACAACGUGGAAGUUCAGCACGGAAACUUGACCAGACAAGCAGCCAAGCUCUCUAGCUCGUCUAUUCCAACUCCUCCUCAAGAAGCUUUCCCAACUGAUGAUGCUGCUACCAAGUUCACCAUCGUGGACAAUGCUCCAGUAGAAGAAUCAGAUGUGGUUAUCCCAUGGAGAUUAAAGGGUGACGAAGAAGGUGCUAAGAAGGCUGCUAAGUUGAUUGAAGAACGUUUGGCAAACGCUAAGGCAGCUACAAGUGUCGGUUGGUUCUACUCCAAGAACCCAUCGACUUUCUCCAAGAUUGUCGGUCCACAGGGCUCCAAGAUCAACCAAAUCAGAAAGAAGUCCAGCACCUUCAUCACUGUUCCUAGAUCCAACGACAAGAACCCUAACUUCGUGUACUUGAUCGGUUCUGCUGAGAACUUGGAAGUGGCCAGUAAGGAAAUUGAAAACGCCCUCAAGAAUUAGAAGCCCGCUCAAUUCUAUAUCAUAUUAAUGUUAUUGUAAAUACCGAUUUGCGUGGCCAAAACCAAAAAAUAUAGAGAAUUUUCGUGUCAAUUUUGCAACCAUGUAUAUUGUAGUUUUAAAUAGUAAUAUUCCAUAGUCAAAAAGGGCAGAGAAUUUGGUUCGUCCCAGUUGACAUUUUUAAUUAAUGUUCCGAAUACUUACACCUUU
This is a messenger RNA of Scheffersomyces stipitis CBS 6054, 3861 nucleotides long. RefSeq lists its product as uncharacterized. Lineage: Eukaryota; Fungi; Ascomycota; Pichiomycetes; Serinales; Debaryomycetaceae. Gene Ontology annotation, cellular component: nucleus; cytoplasm. The transcript has 2 exons. The record is from RefSeq and is a predicted model, not a curated record. Gene Ontology annotation, biological process: nuclear division. Bases 1 to 3654 code for a protein of 1217 amino acids. Gene Ontology annotation, molecular function: mRNA binding.